Molecule: messenger RNA, 849 nt
Organism: Periconia digitata
Lineage: Eukaryota; Fungi; Ascomycota; Dothideomycetes; Pleosporales; Periconiaceae
Source: the annotation of a GenBank genome assembly
AUGUACGUCCAAAUCAUCUUUCUUACAAGAAUUGUAGAUGCAAGCGGUCAAUUGCAAUACAUACCUUUCCCGACCUGUAACGAGACAGGACGUCCCUUGGAACUCUUCUUCGGUGUUGAAAAAGACAUCAACUGUACUCUUGAUUACAUCUCCGACCCCCUAUACCACCUCCUCGAAUUCUACAUCCACUCCGACGCACCAAUGACCUGCCGCAUCCCCUCUGCACCCCUUCCCCCCUCAGUCCUCGAACACGAAUACCGCAUCGCCGACACCGCAACACAAGAAGGAGCCCUAGGCACCCAAUCCUCCCUCUACACCCCCCUCAUCAUCGCCCUUUCCGGUACCCUCCAACGCUCACACCUCCACAUCGGCAACUCGCUCAAUCUCCUCGUACACGCGGCCCCCAAACACGUCGCUCCCGGCACCGUUGAUGCUGCUAUCGCAUACAGCGUGUCCAGCCACGUCCGCAACGAAAAAAUCACCAUCGGCGAUUCUCUUGUCCUACAGUUCUCAGUGAGAUGGUACCCAUCUACCACUCUACCCCCUGGUUGGACUGGAUACGGAGGUCAUGUAUAUAAAAGUACGUUUUUGUAUUGCAUUCUGAGCGCGGGGGCGAGUGCGGCGAUUUGUGUGGCUUAUUUCCGGGGCGUCGAGCUGCCUAGGAGGCUGAGGAGAUACGCUAGAGAUAAGUUGGGUGGAGGAGUUGGUAGGUUGAAUGGCGGCGGCGGCGGUGGUUAUGGCUUACCGGUUUCGAAUGGUGGUGGUGGUGGUGGUGGUGGGGCGGCUGUUAGGGGGUAUGGCGGGUAUGGAGGGUAUGGAUAUGGUGUUGGGACCGGGAAAAAGGAUUGA